GCGCGCGCUCCCGCCGGCUCCCCGUUAGGAGCCUCUGCCCGCUCGCGCGCCCGUCCUAAGCAACCACCAACCCGGCCUUGUUUACGGCAGCCGCAAAAGGGACGUAAAAGCGCCGCCUGGGCGAAGAGGCUGGUUGAGGUAAAUGCCGGGUGUUUUUCGGCGCGGUUCAGGGCGAUGGUCUCUGUCGGGCGGGGGGCGGUGUUGGUGGUGGGAACUCGGCCUUCGACGGCGCCGGGUCUCCUCCGGGCCCAGCGGAGAGUUGGCUAACGUGAGUUCUCCCCCCACCUCAGCCACCGGGGUCCUUCGGCGAGUCGGACCGCGGGGUUCUCUUCUCGCUCCCUCAGCCUGCGGGGCAUCUGCGCAGGGGAUGGUGGGCGGGUGGCUUGCGCUAAGCGGACCCCGGAGGCUGCCCUUGCCGUUGGCUCCUCUCCCUAGCCGCCGCGCCUGGGAAGGUGCGUGGCUCCCGGUGCCAGAGAGCGAGAGAGACAGGAGGGUGGGCUGCCGCAGUUCGUGUCAUGUCAGUCAGUCCUUGGAGCCGUGUAAUCGGAGCGGGUGCCACUGCUGGGACAAGUCAAAACAACCACCCUCCGCGCUACAAACACACACGCAGGCAUGCCACAGUUUGCGUCAGGUACAGGCGUGGCAGGCUCAGGACAAGGCUGCACCUAGUGUCUCGAGACCGCGGGAUGGUCAGACUUGCAUGGAGUCCAGAGCGUUAGCCCAGGUAGCGGCCCUUCAAGGUCUCAGGUAUAGUUCUUUCAAUCAGCCUCGCCGCCUGCUUCCCUUCAGCCGCUAUGGCAUCCCUGUUCUCUUUACAGGAGGCUUACAUGCAAAGUAUGUGCCCUGACAGUGAAAGAGUGGUGCUUUCACUUCCCUAAGGGCAGGUGUGGGAUUUCCUCAUCCCCUCCCCCCAUCCUUGGAGUAAUUUUUGUAGCCUGGUGACCAGAGAGGAGACUUUGGACUGGAUCUUGGCACUGUGCUUUUUCUUUAGUUUGUGACUGUUGAUACUGUAUUGACUCAGUGCUUCUGACCUGCUUAUUUAACUGAAGUGAAUUAUUAGCAAGGGUCUGGCAAGCUUCUGUUGUACUUUUAAAGGACAGAUGAUUUCUGGAACUCUAGGCAACCUGAGGGAGUUCAAGGAAAAAAAUGCUUUCAUUUUGUGUCAUCCGUAAGACUUGAGUAAGAUUUCUUCAGUUUUAUCUCUUUAUCUUCUAUUUAUUUUGCUGAAUCCUGUAAAAGUUUUCUCCUUUCCUGUGCUUCUUGUCACUCUUUGCAAAACUACUUCUCAUAUUGCAGCAGAUGGAUGCUUUCUGCUUGUAUUAAUAGCAAGGAACAAAUAAAAAGGUGUUCUUUGAAGUACAAACUUAAGUUUCAGUUAGAGAAAUUGGCAUGUCCAAAUGCCCCCAAUCAAAAAGAGACCAUUUAUUAAACUUGUUCCUUGUAUUUACUCUCAGAUAGUUCUAGUCCUUGUUCUAUGUCCCUGUAUAUGUCCAGAUUCUCCUAAAGUAGCUUUUAGUUGUGACAAAUGGCUGCUAAAUGCCAUGUUGGUGGCCACAAACUAAUAGCAAGUCUUGGCUGAUCUGUUUUCUCUAUCCCGAGCCAACUUGAAGAACAGCAUAGCCUGGGACAGGCACUGUGGCCAUGCUCACAUGUCAUUGUAAACUGUAAGCCAUGGAUUACCAUGCAUGAGCUGAUUGCACAUCCUUUGCUCACCCCAGUUGGGAAGAAACUAACCAUGACUUCUGCUGUCUUCAUUUUAUGGUUCCUGUCUAAUUGUAGUGGGGGCACUUUUUCUGUCACGUGAAUCUCUGAGCACUGUUUGUUUUGUUUGUGAGUAGGCUUGGGCCUUCAAAUAUCUCAUGUUUUGCUAUGAAACACUCGAGACAUUCCUGACAGCUUUCCACCUGUUACAUUAAUCUAAAUACUUUAUGUUCCAGAUAGACCAGGAUCUUGAGAUACUUUACAACGGUUAAAAUCUGUCAAAUACAACAUCAAGGCUAAUAAAUCCAUGAGUGGGAAUCGAUCCGUGAAGAAACGAUGUGGGGAAUUGCAGUUGGAAUCCCCUGUGCGCUAUGGUCAUGUUCCUUCAGCAGGAUGUACAUUAAGCAAACUGCUUCAGUUGCCUACGCCACCUUUGACAAAACAUCAGCUAAAACGGCUAGAAGAACACAAGUAUCAAAGUGCUGGACGGUCCCUGCUUGAACCAUUAAUGCAAGGUUACUGGGAAUGGUUAGUUAGAAGAGUACCAGCUUGGAUUGCCCCUAAUCUGAUUACAAUAGUUGGACUGAUAAUAAACAUCUGCACAACCAUAAUAUUAGUGUGUUAUUGUCCGACAGCUACAGAGCAGGUAAGCUAAAUAUCUCUUAACGUUUCUUUGAGGAAGGGAUUGUACUCCUGUUGAACGGCUCAGUAUUAUAUUUACUUUGGUGUUCUGUUAACAGACAUAUCUGGAGUUUUAUGUAUGUAAUUUUUGCUCUUAAAGGAUCUAAAUUAUGUUUCUAAAAUUCCCAAUAAUACUUUUGCACAAUCCUUAAUUAUUUCAAAAAAAGAUACAUUGUUCAUUUUCACAAAGGUUUUCAUAAUAUCAUGAGCACUAUGCAAUGCAUGUUGACUGAUGUGUGACAGAAUGUGAGAAUGAUAGAAAGUUUAGCAGUGGAGCUCAUAAAAUUUGUAACAAGGGCAGAGAUAUCAAACAUAAACAUGAAAAAUAUGAAGAAUAUCAAAAUGCCUCUCUCCCAAGGUCUGAUACUACCAGGCUCUUGUCAUUCUCUGAGAUCUGGAGAUUUAAAAUGUUUUAAAAUAUAUGUGGGGGGAAGCAAAAGUUGAGCUGUUUAUUGUUGGAAUUCAGCUAUCAAAUAUUGGAGGACUCUGCACACAUCACACCAUUGCAAUAGAUCUCUUUUCCUUAAUUCAAGAAGCUUUCUGUAGUACACGAUCUCAGUUUUCCUUCCAUCUGUACUGCUGUGAAAUAUAUAUGUAAUAAGCUCUAAGUGACUCAGCACCCUACUAAUGAAACUUGCUUAUGCUGAGAUACUUGUUUUUCUGCCUUUACUUAUGUAGUGUUUAGCAGCUGCUUAGCAGGAUUCCUGCUUGAAAACUUAUAUGUGAAAGGGAUUACUACUGAUCUGUAUUGUGCUUCGCCAGGCACCUAUGUAUAUCCAUAUAGAUAAAGUGAAGAUUAUAUAAAUUUUUGAAUAAAUAAAAUAUAAAUAGCAUGUUAAAAAUAGAAUCUUAAGGUUUGAAAGCAUCAUCAAGUAUUACCUAAUUAAUCUCUCUUCUUCUAAGAAAGGAGCAGGUUCACCUUAAGUUUCUUGACAGAUGCCUGCGCAUAAUGGAGAUUCCCCAACUUCUCAAGUAGUUAGUUCAGUGACUGUUCCAAAUAUUAGGGAAUUCUAAUUAUACCUUCCCGUAUUUUGACUCUAAUCAAUAGGUAAAUAAUCCCCCGCCCCUUCCUUCCCUUCCUGCAUCUUGGUUCUUUCCUAGGAUAACCAUACUUUCUUCUUUUUACUCUUCUGGCAAUUGAUCAUUUUUAUAGCUCUUCACUGGAUCUUUUCCAAUUUUUGCACAUGGUACUCCAAAUGAGGCCUUAUAUCGGGGUGGAAAACCUCCAGCCUGUGAGCCUAAUCUGGCCCACCAGACCUCCCCAUUUGGCCUGCCACACCAUUUUGGCCAAGGCAUGCCCAGCUGCCUUGACUUCAUAUACAAUGCUACCUCCGGUUACAACUUAAUUCGUUCCAGAGGUCCAUUCUUAACAUGAAACCGUUCUUAACCUGAGGCGCUCUUUCACUAAUAGGGAGUCCCGCUGCGCAUGCCCCUACAGUGCGUGACUUCCACUCACAUCCUGGGGCAAAGUUCGCUUCCAGGAGCACCUAUUUCCGGGUUAGCGGAGCUCAUUACCUGAAGCGUUUGCAAGGAGGAUGGUAUGUAACCAGAGGUAUUACUGUAUGGUGUCAGGUGUGGGAAGGUAAAAAGGUGGUUGCGUUGGGCCAAAGGUAGCUUUUGAAGCACCACUGUUAGUUGGUUGUCAGGACUUCAAGCACAACCUCAGCAGUUUUGCAAGCCUCUUUGCAAUCCUCAGCUCUGCUAGGAAUUCCAAUGAUCAGCUGGUCAUCAGCACUUUGAAGAGCUCUGUGCAGUGCAUUAAAGUCCCAACAAUCAGCUGAUUGUCAGGGCUUCAAAGCCCCGUAUCACUCAACAUCAUUGUAACAUCAGGUGCUUGAGAGGUGGGCAGCCCCACCCAUGUGUCAAAUUUGGCCCAUGAGUUAGAAGAGAUAAGAAUCUGGCCCAUUAUCUGGAUGCAGUUUCCCACCCCUGUUGUUGUUGUUCAUUACAUGUAUUACUUACCCUUCAUGAGCAUGUCCCAGUGUGGGUUACAACAAUUUAAAAUUCAGUGUUAUAACUGUUAAAAUUGAUUACAAUCAAAGGCAUAAAGUGGGCCCUGAAAACACCCAUUUCAAGUAUCAAAGGCCAGGGUAAAGAGGUGAGUCUUCGGCAUUUGCUGGAAGCUAUAUAGUGAAAAAGCCAGUUUCACCUCUGUGAGGAGGGAAUUUCACAACAGAAUUCUCUUUUCCAGGCCGCCACCACCCUGAACUUCUGAGAGGUAGAACUACUAAGAUGGUCCUUUCUGCUGAUCUUCACAUUUGGGGUGAGGGGGUGUCUGUAGAGAAUGAGGCAGUCUUUAAGAUAUUUGAGUCCUAAGUCGCUUAGGGCCUAUAGGCUCAACAGAACAAUAUUAUUGCCUAUGGCAGGGGUGAGGAACCUCAGACCCAGAGUCUAAGAGAGGAAUUCAGCGUAGCACUAAGCAGAUUGCUCCAUCAGCGCAAGCGUUACUAUUUUCCUGAUAGAAUGAACUGUCUUCUUCCCACAUGUGCUGUUCUGGGGUUUUUUCCAACCCUUCCCCAACACCUGUUUGUGGGGCCAUGGGGGGAGGAUAGGGGGCUUCUGCUUAUGGGACUAUUUAGUGAAACUGAGCCAUAGAUAUUGCUCUCCAGGCCUCUAUCUGCAGCCCAUGGGACUCUCCACAGACCACCCAGUCUUCCUAGGCCACACUUCUUAAAGGCUUUGCCUAACACUUCUUCAUGUGUUUUUGUCUGGUUGAAAUGUGACCUUAAACUGUGAUGACACCUCUUGCUUGCCUGGAUGAAGGGAUGGCUUGCUUUGCAUGGUUGAAAGGAAGAAAGUUAAGAGUCGCUUUACUCUGCCCCCUUUUACUUCUGGACCCUUGUACAGCUUGGCAUGUGCUCCCCCGAAAUAUUCCCCGCGAGGUAAUGCAGGCUUUGGACUAAAAAAGGUUCUCCAUCUUUGGUUUACAUAGUCUUUGAGGAAUUGCUUCAGUAAUAAAAGUAAGCAUUUCAUUGUCUCUUUUGAUUUCAGGUCAGAUUGUUGACUUGUGCUAAUUUUGUUUUUGUUAGUUACCAAAAAAUCUUUAGUAAUGCUACUGCUUGUCUAGAUCUUGUUUUCAAAACUCACACUUUUCUCUAUUAUAGCUUCCUUCCCUUUGAAUUUUGAAUUUUUGCAACAAGUGUUGGCAAUCCAUCCUAAUCUGUGGUUUUUUGUGUAUUUGCUGUCCACUUCUUCAUCCAGAUAAUUAAUGAGGGCACAGGGCAGCACUGUGGCCUUUGCAUAACUCCACUUAAUACUUCUUUCUUAUAUUUAAUCUGUCCAUUAAGUACUACAUCUACCUUUUAGUAUUAUUGAGUAUUUCCAGUUGCUGCUCAUCCAGACAAGAGCAAAAUUAGGAGUACAAAUAGUCAUAAGAUUUUGGGGAUCAGUACUUCUGGACCUGCACUGUACAAGUAAAAGAUCCCAUGGAUCUGGCAUUUUAGAAGAACCACUUUAUUCAUAAGCACAGUUAAACUCUGCUAUCAAUAGAGGCAUUUUCCUCCUGACAACAAUCCAGUGUGAGUGUUGUACUUUGUAUCAGACUCUCAGAACACAAUUGGGAAGGCCUUGAGACACAUCCUUUAUCUUGUAAUUCUUGUUUCCCUAAAUAUUUAAGGUACUUCUUGGAAACCCCAUAUAUGCUGAAGUUACUUAGUUACAUCUGUCUUGUUUAUUUAUUUCAUAUGUCUUCCUCAUACUCAUUUCAUAAAUAUACAUGUGUGAUUCAAUGUCACCUUCUAAACAAUGAGCAAGAAUGCUGCUUUACUACUACUACUACUAAGUUAUUCUCAAGUAGUACAAGUAUGUAAGAUAGUACUUUGCAAACAUCCAGCUGAUUAGCAAUCCUUGAGAAGUACAAGUUGAAAUAUAUUGAGUUACAGUUAAAAUCCUGCCUCAGCUCUUUGAGUAACUAUCUGUAUAUACACCCUGAGACAUGCACAGAGUUGUUUCUGUAAGACAGGGAAAGAAUAUUUACUUAGGCUUCUGAUGAUGUUUAAAUAGAGGGGGAGGAGAAAAAUGGAGCAGAGAAAUUAUAGUUCGAGGCGACAUUUUAGGGGAAGUGUCAUAGAAAUAUAUAAAAUGACUAGCAAUAGUAUUUAUUACAAAAUUGAGAUUAAUUGAUACAGACUUAGGCAUUGUUGCUCAUCAAGGCAUUAAAAAUCUAGAUCAGCAUUUAUGAUAUACUGCUGUAUUGCAGAGCACUGUUUUGGUUUUCCUUUUGAGAGUGGGAUUGAUGGCUGGAUCAGCAUAUUUUUUGCAUAAUAUUGUUACGGCAGUAUACAACUUAUAUUUUAUGAUCACCCAGUAAAGCAGACAGGCUUCAUACCUUAUAAGAAAUUAUUAUUUCUUUGUGUAAAACCAAAAAAUGGCAAAAAACAGAAAAAAUAUUCACCAAAACCCAAAUCACUCAUAUCUAUAUAGCAAAGGUUUGUUGAAAUUUUCUCCCCUUUACUGCAGUUCUCUUAAAUACACAUUGGUAGUUAAAUGUUAACUAUUUCAAGAAUGGGUGCCAGUUUGUUUCUAGGGUGGUAUGCAAUAAUAAAAUGCAGGAAUCAAACAUUCCCACUUGACAUGGGGCCUUUGAAAUUUCUAUGCACUUUUGAAAAUGUAUUGAAAUAGUGAUUUAGAUUAUUUGAGGCUUUGGCCCAAAUGAGCUCUGAAAAUUUCCCCAUUCCUUUGUGUAUCUUAAGCAUGGCCAGAGAUUGCCUUUUUACAUUCUUGGCAAGUAGGAUGCAGUGUUUCUAGUCCUGGUAAGAAUCACCUAUAGGAAAGCUAAUGUAGUGCUCAAAGCUGGAGAAGUAAUUGUGUGAACAAGUUAUUUACUGAGGGCUUUAUAUAGUAUUGACAUUUUAAAAAUCUAAGAAAUUUGGGAAGUAGCCUAAUCCUAGACAUUGUAAAUGUUUGGUAAAAAUGUGUGCCAUAGAAUCUGUGCUAAGGGUAAAUUUUGAGAGAAUUUGUUUCUUUCCAGUAUGUUACAUAAACUGUAAAACUAAGACAAUAACAGUGCAUAGUUUGUUAUUAUUUUAUUUAUGUGGCACCUUAUACGCAAAGAUAUUAAAGUGAUUUACAUAGUAAACAAAUAUGAAAAACUUACAAGUGAUCAAACAUUCCCACAAAGUUGCCAAAGUACACAUGUCCUGCUAUAAAACUAUUACAAGCCAUCACAAUAACACUGCAAGCAGCUAAAAAACCACCCACUGAGAGUGAGUAAGAGACAGAUGUCAACACUCAAGUGUUUGGGUGUAUAAAACAAAGUCACCACCUGGUGCAGAAAAUAUUUUGGGAAAGUCUGUGGCUCAGUGGUGGAGCUUUCAUUUUGCAUGCAAAAAGUUACAGGUUCAAUAUGUGGCAUAGCCAGGUAGGGCUGGCAGAGACCCCUGUCUAAAAAUAAUGCAGACCUACUGCCAGUCAGUGUAGAUAGUGCUGUGCUAGAUGGACCAAUGGUCUGACUUGGCAUAAGGCAGCUUCUUAUGUUCCUGUGUUAUGCUUGGAGCCAGGUAUGCUUUUCUGGGAUGAAUGUACCAGAGACCCAUUACAGAAUUAGGACUUGUUGGACUUUGAGACUUAUUCUCAGGUAUCCUGCACAAUACAUGGGUAUUUGGGAGUGGGACCUAUUGAGCAGAGUGAAACUAGCUUCAUGUGUCAGAUUAAACUGUAAGAGUACUUGAGGCAAACCAUGUCAUCACAGCUAGGUUUUCCACACUCCAGAAAAGUGGGAAUAUUUAUAACCUUUUACAGAUACAGUGGUACCUCGGGUUAAGUACUUAAUUUGUUCUAGAGGUCCAUUCUUAACCUGAAACUGUUCUUAACCUGAAGCACCACUUUAGCUAAUGGGGUUUCCCGCUGCUGCUGCGCUGCCGGAGCACAAUUUCUGUUCUCAUCCUGAAGCAAAGUUCUUAACCUGAGGUACUAUUUCUGGGUUAGCAGAGUCUGUAACCUGAAGCGUCUGUAACCUGAAGCGUAUGUAACCCAAGGUACCACUGUAGUUAAAACUGGAAAUAAAUUUGCAGCAUGGGAGAACCACAUCUGAUUUAAGACCCUGUAAACUUUUUAUUGACAUUAACUGCAGUCACAUGCUUUCUCUCUUAGGCACCUGCUUGGGCAUAUAUUGCAUGUGCUUGUGGCCUUUUCAUAUACCAGUCUUUGGAUGCUAUAGAUGGGAAGCAAGCGAGAAGAACCAAUAGUAGUAGCCCUUUGGGAGAACUUUUUGACCAUGGCUGUGAUUCACUGUCCACAGGUAUUAUGUCAUAUAUUACUGAAAUAUAAGGGUCUGUUAAGUGGUUUAUACUUUGAAGGAUACUUGGGAUACUGAACUGCUGCUGGGAAGUUUCUGCCUUUGCACAUGAGUCUGGGAAUGUUCUGAUCAGUUCACAUUGAGUUCAUGAAACAGUGUACCCUGACAGAAAGAAAAACUUUUGGCGCUCUGGCAGAAUGAAAAUAAUGUACUCUGAUUGUAUAAUCCUGUGCCAUCUUUCAAGGUUUAGCUAGUACGUUUAAUACAGAAUCAAAAUUUCACUAGGUGAUUUUAAUUUCUUAGUAAAUAGUUUAAAUUCUUAUUUUAAAAUGACAGUAAAUCUAAAGUAUUAAAAUAUUUGAACUAUGAUUGGGCAUUUAGAUUUUUAAUCUACCCCCUGUCCAGAUUCUUUGAACAAAGAUGCAAUAAAGUAGAGCUGAGUACCUUAAACUAUAGUUAAAAGAAGUGAUGGUUUAAUGUGAGAGUGCAGCAUGCUUGCACAUACCACUGAAAUCACAGGCACUUCACGCCUGCACCUGCCAUGUUGCUGGAAAGCAGACCAUACAUAGUCUGGUUUAGUCUUGCAUCCAAACCUGGACUCAUGAAUCCUUCCCACCCCACAAAAAAACCCCACAAACCAUAAGUGGUUAGCAUACCUUGGUUUUUCCACGUGUUUGGAGAGAAACAAACCACAAGCCCAGGUUCUGGGGUAAUGCAUUCUAUGCCACUCUGUGGUUUGUUUCCUGGCUGGAGCACUUAGGAUGCUACACAUUCACAUUAAACAAUAGCUUAUUUGAAUUAUGGUUCAAUGUGAUGUGCAAACUGAUCUGAGUCUUUUAGUUUCAUUCUCACUUCAUUAUUGUUGAAAAGCACCAUGGUUUUCCAGUUCCCCUGGAAUUUCAAACAAAUCCUAGACAUCAGAAGGGAGUUUAUGAAAGAUUAUAAGGUUGUUUAAUAAGAUGCCAGAAAUUGAGUUAGCCUACAUGCUACAACUCAGGGAAGCUCCUGAGCCUCAGGAACAAAGGCUUUGUGCAAUCCCUCAACUUGUCCAACCAAACUUGAAGCCAAGUGCACCUUCGGCAGAGUCUCUCUGAGCUCUUACCUGUGUCCAUGUGAUAGACCUCCCUUAGUCUCAGCCCUGUUCCUGUAGGUGGAAAGGACUUACAGAGAUUAUAUGUCGAAACACUGCUUUGCUUUAACUUGGUCCAGUCCCAUCCACACAUGGUCAGUGAUUGCAAGUGCCUAAGACUCAGAAGCUUCACAAACUGUCCUGUAGGCUAGCUCAGGGACUGCACAAUUCCUUGAAGCCCCCAAAGUAGCUUUAACAGGUUUUUUAAAAACAUUAUCUAAGAUGUGACUAGUGUGCAAAAUUUGGGUACAAAGCACACACACACACACUGAAACUGUAUGUGUAAUUUUCUUAGCUGUUGGACCAUUUUGUCGAACUCACUGAACAUCCAAAUUUUGACAUGAAAAUUGAAAUUGUGAUAUUUUAGCACAGUUUUGCUGUAAGUUGGAUGUUAAAUAUAAAAUAGAAUAAAACUUUUAGUUAAGAAAUAAUGUUUAGUAAAACAUUAUUUAGCACCCCUAAACCUACUAAACAGAAUAAAACAUGAAGAACCUCUGAUAAAAACACUAAACAGUCUCAUCCAGUUGCAACCAAAAUUAGCUGUGCUGCUUAAAGUGAUGCUUAAUGCUAUGAUACAUUAAGUACCAGUAGUUGAGUUCCUGUCUAACAACCUGUGUACUAAGUACUUUGCUACAAAAGGGCAGCAAAGUGAGCAAAGCUAUUUCAAAUACUGCUUCAUCAAUUUCACGCUCCUUUACCUUGAUUAGGGGAAGCAGGAGGAAUUAUAACACAAGAAAAGGAAACAAAUGUGCUUAAUCCUAAUAGUCAGAUUUCUCCUCUUUCCUAUUAUGUUUGCAGAAUUACAGUAUCAAUCUAACAAUUCUGGAUCUGCUGUAGUGCCACAUUAACUUAACCAUAACAGAAUUGGGCUGCCCAGUGGUUAUGAAAUGUUACUUACCAUGCAGUUGUCUUAUGUGUGUCCGCUUGGAAGUAAAUCUCACUCCAUUCAAUGAGACUUACUCCCAGACAAGUGUGUUUAAAAUUUGCAAUCUAAAUCAUGCAGUUAUUAAAACUCAAUGGUAAUUUUAUUUUCAUAUUUAAAAUGUGUAACAGUAUAAAUUCUCAUGGAACUGAGAACCCACCAGUUUUCUCUAGUUUAGUUACUUUGACUGUUGAAAUUUGUUUCUGACUAUACUUUAUGCAUAUAUUUGAUCUUGAAUCUUAAAAUUCUUAUGACCAUGCAUCAAAAAUACAGAGCAGUAAGUAAAAGAGAGUGCCAACUGCGUACUACAGACUAUUGAACACAUUUGUUUGUUCAUUCUUUGCUUUUGAAAUCUGUAAUCUAUGCUCAUUUUAACUGAUUUUUUUCUGCAGUGUUUGUGGUUUUGGGAACGUGUAUUGCUGUGCAGCUGGGGACAAAUCCUGACUGGAUGUUCUUUUGCUGUUUUGCUGGAACGUUCAUGUUUUACUGCGCACACUGGCAGACAUAUGUCUCUGGAACAUUGCGCUUUGGAAUGUAAGUAAACCACCUAAGAGAGAAACCUAAUAUUGCCAAACAUUACACUGCUAAGUGAUUAAGUCAGUCAGAAGAAACAUGCAAAUCUGUAAUCUAUGGAAGAGUAUAUUGAAGCAAUGUUUUGGCCUAAACAAAAGUAGUGCUAAUUAAAUUGUUCUUUCAGAUAGGCACCUUUUCAUCAUAGUGAAUAAUCAGGUUGAAAAUAAUCAUAUGCAGAGGCACCAACUUGCACCAGAGAUUGGGGCAGUGUCACACACAUGAUGUCAGGAGGCGGCUCAGCAUGGUGCUGAGUGCAGUGCAGCUUCAGUGGCCAGUGGCUCCUCUCUCUCAUGUGGCCUCUUUCCGUGGGAGGAGGAGGAGCUGGCCACUGAAGCUGUGCCAUGCUCGGUUCCACGCUCGGUCUCCUCCACCCUCUCAAAAUUGGGGCCACCAAAAUAGCUCGGCCUCCAUGGUGUCCCUGAUCAUAGAAUUUAUUAACAGCACAGAUUGAUUAGGAAUAGUGUAGGAAUUAGAGACAUAAUUAGGUGCCAUGCAGUUCUGUUUUUUCCAUUUUAGACCACAGUCCAAACUCCCUCCUCUGGUUAGCAGGGCUUUGUCAAGCCGUGGAGCAACUUUUGCACCUGCUGCUCAUGGUGGCCACCGUGGAUGGUGGGGGCAGGGAGGGGGAGAACUUUAAAAAUUAUUUUUAACCUCUCUUGCAAGCCUAAGCUCAUUCUGAGUUUUGGCCCACCAGACGUUCCCUGCAACUGUUGGCUACUCGGGUAUACUCUUCCUUUGUGAUUUCCCCUUUCUUCCAUUUCUUAUACAUGGCCUUCUUAAAACUGAGUUCAUCUGUAAGCUCCUUAUACAGCCAUACUGGUUUCUUUAGAUGCCUCCCGCUUUACCUGCUUUGGUAUGCAGAUACAGGCCAGAGGAGAGGGAAGAAAUGAGUGGGAAAGUUUAAUGGAGUGCACUGGAGUUCAGUGUUGCAUAAAAACAUUGCAACACUAGCUUUGAAGGGCAAAAGUAAUUCAAGCAAACAAGAGUGUUGGGUAAACUUUAAAAAAAAUGGGGAAAGGAAGGACAGUUGCCAGGAUUAAUCCCUUCUGUCUCUCAAAAUUACAGUGGUGUGUUAAUUGCUUAAUAUUAAAAUUAGUGCCUCAGAAGGGCAUUGCUUUCUUGGAGCAUUAAUAAUAUCAUACAUCCAGUAGAAAAUAGACAAAUGUAGGCCAUUCAAUUGCUAGUAUGGAAGCUAAAGUUUCUCUCAGGCUGAAGUGAGAGUUUCUCUCAGGCUGAAGUGUUGCAGCCUAACUUUCUUUCUGCAAAUUCUAUGAUAUGCUUAUUGGAAUCUGUGUAUAUGUCUAUUUUUUUCUAUUGCCCACCCUUCUCCAAACUCAAGAUAAAUGUUAUGUAGCUGUUUUAUGCAGUGAUUUCAUGCAAUUGUCUUUGACCCACAAUUCUGGAUUUUGGUGAGCUCACUGAACUCCAGCUUAGGGAGUCACUAGGCUGUCACUGGGUUAGUUAGUGCAUAUCAUGAAAUGAAACCCAAGCUUGAGUGUAACACGAGGUGAGACAUAAGCUUAGCAGCUUUGCUGGCAAAAAGAACUACAUAAUAUUAAAUAACACAUCUUUAAAUAUAUGCUAUACAUUUACAUUUUUACAGUUUGAAAUGUACACUAAUUAACCAAGUUUGUUUUAUUUGACAAAGCAAGAAAGAACAAGCAUUCUGUUCUGUAACCUUUAAGUAAAUGUGUUAUACACUUCGAAAAAUAUGAUUAGUUCAUUUCAAUCUGGUAGACUGUGCUAGUUCAGCUAGCUUUGUUUCAUUAGGUCUUCUCUUUUAUUUAAAUGCAAAUGUUUUAUUAUAAUGGCCUAAAAAUGGACUUGAGUAGCUGCGCUGAGUAUAACUAAUGCUGACUAUUACCCAAAUGUUUAAACACAGCAUUCAAAAAAUCAGAUGCAUUGCUUAGAUUGCAAUAAUUGUUUACUUUGCAUGUUGAAUGCUGUCAUUAUUUUUUAAAAUGUUCCUUUCUUUAGCUUUACCUGUCAUGGAAUGUUUCUCCUUUCCUAAAUACAAUUCACGUUUUAGUGCCUAUUUUUAAUAUAGUGGUUACAGAUCACUAGUUAAGGAUUUAGCAGGUUUAAAAGGCAAAAAGAAAAAAAAGAAAAAGUAUUGUUUCCUCCUAAGUUAUAAAUUUACUGACUAAUCAAAUCAGAACAUGCAAAUUAUUGUCCACACCCAUCUCAAGGGUAGGAAGCUUGUUUAGCAAUAAGUGACCUGACAUCUUCUCGCAUUUGGCUUUUCUGUCUCCUAUCCUCAUUGCGGUGCUACAAGGUAUAAUGCUAGUGUCACCAGUUACCAUUCAUACAAUUUGAAGAGUACAUUUUUACUAGAUUCAAAGCUUCAUAGGUAAUGUUAAAGCAGGAAUGAUAGUUGGGGGGAACAAGCCUUAACAAUACAUGGUGACCGAAACAUUAGCUAAAUUUGAAAGUAGACUGUCAGCCUUAACGUGGAAUAUUUUAAUAUAAAAUAGAUGCACAGCCCCCUUACAUUCUUCUUACUGCUUUAUUUACAAAGAGACCAGUGUAAGUGCUUAAGGAAUCUAGUGUGAGUAAAGCUUCCUUCUUAUAGCUGCUUUUCCUGAGUACAGUGGUACCUCAGUUUCUGAACUUAAUGUGUUCUGGAAGUCCGUUCUUAAACCAAAUCUGUUCUUAAACCAAGGUGUGCUUUUCCUAAUGAGGCCUCCCGCCACUGGUGCCCUUCCAUUGUUCGGCUUCCGUUCGUAGACCAAGGUAAAGUUUGCAAGCCAGAACGCUACUUCCAGUUUUGCGGAAUUCAUAAACCGAAUAGUUCGUAAACAAGACUGUUCGUAAACUGAGGUACCACUGUAAAAGCAAAGUUUACACACAAGUUUAAGUAACAUGAUUGUAAACAUAUUAUCUUUAUUUGCAUUCAUUGGGUUAAAAUAUUACUGUUACAACUGACAUAAUAUUUAGUUUCAAAUUUCAUUGUAUUCAGUAUUGUUAUUGAAAAUGUAAAUCUUUAAUUUCAAUUUCUGUGGUGUUUGCCUAGUAAUUUGUAUUUGAAUUAUGUACUGCUUUUAUAAUAUUUUCAGACUCCUUAUGAGUACAGUCCAAAUCCAUUAAACUCAAUGGGCACUUUACCAUUGACGUCAGUGGGAUUGAAUAGAAUUGUAUGGGAUGUGGAUUUACUACUGCUUUUCAUUUCUCUCUAUAAUUGUAAUUGCAACUGUCAUAACAUUCUGAAGGAGAUUACCCUGAUUUAAAGUCUGUAUCCUUAAUUGUGUGUGAAAAUCUGUUCUUAUGGAACUAUUAAGCUGAAGAUUUCUAAGCAAGCUGUUUUUAAAUGUUUCUUUCCCUCACACAUAGAUUUGAUGUUACAGAGUCUGAACUCUGUCUUGCAAUAAUUCAGCUUCUCACAGGAACUCUGGGACCUGGGUUCUGGAAUAACACGGUAACAGAUACAAAUCAGUGUUACCCAAUGAACAAUGGCAUGAAAUCUCUAGAAGCAGCACCUUUUUGUCAUGCACAGAGUAACUGCAAAAAUGCCAAUUGUUUUCCUGGUGAUAUUUCAUGGACAUUUGUUUUAAAGGCAACUCAUAAUGACUGAAUGAAAAAUAAAAACUCACUCAGAUUAUCGAACUUUUCCGCCCCUCUUUACUUUAAAACAAAACAAAAAAAGCUUUGUUUUGAAACUCUGGUGUUUUCUCCCUUAUUGGCUACUGUAAAAUAUACAGAACUGACUUCACCUCUUUGAAAAGCAGAAUGCCAGAGUGGUGGAACCAUCUCUAUACAUAAGGUCUGGAUUAAUUUUGUUGGAACACCUUUGGAAUAUUUCCUCCCUUUUUUGCUAGAAACCUUUCCACCAGGAAAAAGAAUUGUUUACAUAGUUAGCUAUCGUGAAAUAUAUUGAUGUUAGAAAAGUAUUUUUACAGGGCAAUCCUAACCAUUUCUACUCAGAAGUAAGUCUUACUGAAUUCAGUGGGACUUAUUCUCAGGUAAGUGGGGUUAGGAUUGCAGUUUUAGUCAUGUUUUAGAGUUCCUUGCCCUCACGCUUAGGAAAGAGCGCUAUAGGAUCUUUCCUAACCAUCUUUGUAAUAGUGAUGUAAUUUCCUCAUAAACCGAAGUUCCAUUGCCAGCUUCCGUUUACCUAGAUAUUAGGAAAGUAAAUUCAAGCUCUUAGAAGGGGUUUUGAGCUUUCUGUUGCUUGGUAGAAUCCCGUAUGAAUAUGUUAUUUCUUCAAGAUGACAUAAUUCUAAGAAAGCAACUAAACUUGGGUCUUCUGAAUCUCUCAAUAUCUUGCUUAACUUUGCUGUCCUUUUCUUGCACCUCUUUCUAUUAAUAUUAUAUGUGAAAGCAAAAGUCAUUUCACACAGAAAGAUUGCUGGAACAACCUUUCUCAGUCUAAUUUGUACCUGUUGCCAAGUAGCAUAUGGGUGUUGUUUUUUUCAGUACUUGCUAAACUUAGGGAUUGAAGUCUGUUUCACUCCUGAUACCGUCAAGCGGGGUUGGGUUGGGGAGUCCCAUUCCAAACAAGACUCUCAGGCACAUGGGCAUGGGAGCUAGCUGUACUCUGUUCAUACCGAAAGGAAAUACUGAUUACCUUGGUCAAGCAUAACUGGCAUAUUGUAUGAAGCAGCAUAAAGUUUGGAUGACUUGGUGUGGGGCACAAAACACGCUGCAGAACAGACUGCUGGUAAGUUUGAAACAGAGAGUCAGCUGUGCCAGCAUGUAGGAUCAGUAAGGCGGGGGGGGGGAUAGCAUUUAUAUCAUGCUUUCAGCUGUUCAAAUGCAUACAUGGGGUCUGUAAUCCUUAUAGCAACAAUGUAAGGUCCUGAGGAGGACAGAUGCUGGGGCAUAGUAGCUUCGCUGAAACCUUGUAGUGAGUAGUGGUUGAGGUGGCAUUUGAACUGAAGACCUCCUGGUUUGAGGGAUGCUCAUACCGUAAUAAAACUCAACAGGACCCUGAAUAUUUUUUUCACGAGUUUUACAACUAACUUGCCCCAGCUCUGUGGAGCGGCUGUCAUUUUUAUUUCUAUAUUCAUAUAUGCAUCUGAUCAGAUUUUUUUAAAAAAGCAAGACAAAAUGAGUACAUGGCGAAAUGAGGACUGAGGUAGAAUGGCUCCUGGAGUUGCACAUAACUGACUGAGCAUUUUGUGGUAAAUAAGCUGCACCCGUGAAAACUAUUAGACAGAAGGUGUCCCACUUGGUUUCAGAGUAUGCACCACCACAAGUGGUCUUUCUCAGGUGCAAUCUUUUAAAAUUCCCCAUCUCAGUCUAAUAGAGCUGCGUUCCACUAAAUAGAAAGAUUUAAAAGCUUGCACCCAUGAAAAUAGUUUUGGAGGGAAACCCAAUGCCCACCUGAACACCCUUGGGUUGGCAGCAUUCUUUGUAGGGGCUACCUGCCCCCGUUGAUUUUUACACAUACUGCCAUCAAAGACACAGGCAUUAGAAAGGCCUGCAACCCUCCCUGACCCUGGUUACCCUUGACAGCUUUGUGCAGCCAGGAGAUACCGUAUUUUUUGCUCUAUAAGACUCACUUUUUCCCUCCUAAAAAGUAAGGGGAAAUGUGUGUGCAUCUUAUGGAGCGAAUGCAGGCUGCGCAGCUAUCACAGAAGCCAGAACAGCAAGAGGGAUUGCUGCUUUUCACUCCGCAGCGAUCCCUCUUUCUGUUCUGGCUUCUGAGAUUCAGAAUAUUUUUUUUCUUGUUUUCCUUCUCCAAAAACUAGGUGCGUCUUGUGGUCUGGUGCGACUUAGAGAGCGAAAAAUAUGGGUAUAUAUAUCCCAGUGGGACUUCUUCUAGUUGUACAAAGUUGUCAUUUAGUAGGUGGUGUGUGUGUGUUGGGAGUAAGCUAGAAAUUCUGACUCAGAUUUUAUCAGAACCAAAGAAUAAGUUGGUGAUUUGCAGUAUGUGCCUCUUUCAGGCCAGUAAUAUGACCUGCAAGUUCAUAUCUGAACCUGUGCCUGGUGAGUUUAGCUGGCACCUCAGCUUUGUACAUUUAAUGUAAAAAAGUUGAGAUCUCACAUCUUAGAUUUUAAAGAUGUAAAUGAUGCAUUUAAUACCUUCAAACAUAAAAUAAUGGUUAAUAAAAUCUGAAUUAAAGCAAAAAUAGUAAAUUGAAAUGCAGACAUUAUUUCUUUCACAAAGUCAAUUUAUAAUAGGGAUCCUCCCUGACACAAACAUAAUUGAUAGUGCAAGUGUGGUCCUGAAAUGCUGAUCAUAUGUGGGACAUAACAUGGAUUUAACACAGUUUGUAAGUAUUUGAAGGGAGUGUUUUGAAAAUGUUAUAGUCUCUCAUUGUAAGACUUCAUAUGUUAAUCUAUUAUAUUUUCUCACAAACCCAUCCUGUUCCCACUUUCAGAUAUUUCUUCCUCUUCUGUACUCUCUCUGCUGCCUCAGUUUUCUCUUUGACUAACAGUGUGAUUUACACAAGUUUGCUUAAUCCAGUUCUUCUCUGUUCUUGGUGUAUAUUUCCCCCCCUGCCAUCAUAGAUGAAACUAAUUAAAGUUUCUGAACCAGUAAUUGCAUCUGCCACAACAGAGUAUUAAAUGUUAUGUUAGCAGUGAUUUGAGGCCAAACGUUUGUUAGAAGUUAUGAGCCAUACACUUAACCAAGUGCCUUCAGAAAUUAUGUAACUCAUGCUGGGUGUGAAGACACUUUCCUUUGUAAUUGGCCCUUGGAUGCGGGCACAUCCACAUUUGGCUUUGGAACUUGAACCUAUGUAGAUUGUAGGUAUAAAGUACAUAUAAACAGAAGCAUUUCAUUUCUAGUGCUAAGGUCUACAUUAUGUUUCUCUUGUGAAAAUAAGGGAGUGCAUUGGUGUCCAUUAGUAAUGCCUGUGGAAAAGAAAGAGAGUAGAAAGCAUGUGGCAAAUUAAGAAACCAUGAUUUAUUUAUUUUUCUUUAUAUUAUGUACAUACAAUUAUAUACUUUAUCAUUAUACAAAUGGAGUAUGUACACAUAUGCAACUUUUUUAUUACUCUCUGUGAAUUCAGCAGCAUUCCUUCUCAUUCAUGAAAGACAAGACAGGAUUAUCUGAAAUUAAACUUUUAUUGUGACUCAUGGAAGAAUCUUAAUCCAUCAAACAGAAAGUCAGCACUGUCAGCUUUGUUGGCAUUGCUCACCUUUGAGAAGAGGGGAGGGUACCCAGGAAUGUGCCCUCACUUUCUAACAUGGUCACCUGCUUAGCAGAAGCACUGUAGUCCACAGCCAACCAUGGCCUCUUAGCUAAUGAAUCUGCAUAAUUAACAAUAAAUGGUGAAAACAUGUAUGCUGCAUGCAGUCUUUACAUCGUUAUAUGGGGCUACUCUGAGUAUGGCUUAUUCAUACUACCCAUAAGUGUCAGUUGGCCUAUUAAGGAAGACCCAAACCCCACAAACUUCAGAGUUGCAACCAAGUGCCCUUCAAAAGAACAGCACUAGCUAAGACUAGUAGAAAACAGUGGUGUUGAUGGUUCACUGAAGGUGUAACACUGCCAAGCUCUUCACCAUGGUUAAGAUAUUGGUAGCAAGCUGCAGGCUUGCACCCUUCCUCCCUUCUCCAGUGCAAAUCCCCUUUACCUUAUUUGCCUUAACCAAUUUGGUGCUACUCAGGGAUGCUUCUUAACCAGAGUUUGCAAACCUGCUUCAAACCCUGGUUAGCGUUAACCAUGGUCACUGCCCGAAGGUAUCACAUUUAACCAUGGGAAAAAAUAAAGGGGGAAGAUUUAUUAUUGAGAGGUGAGGGUCCUAAUGUCUUAUCCAUGGUUAGGAGACUGGUAGCAGUAUAUCAGUUCCAUGCCUACGUGAAUAGCAGGACAGAAUGAAAGGAGAAAGAUUGUGAUGAGGGCAAACAUUUUUUUCAAGAAAGUAAGACUCGGAAUUCUUUUUUUUGGUGGGCAAGGUUUAAUGCUUACAUUUCUGCAACUGCUUAUGGUUAGCUGAAAGAAGUAAACAAGUUCCAACUUUUCCUUUUGGCCACACUCCUAGACAGUCAUGGUGUAGGUCGGAGAGAAGCAGAGGUGCAGCCAGAGGGGUUUUGAAAACCUGUCCAGCAGCCAGUCAUCGGUGGAAUGGGAAAUCUAUCUUGCACUUAAAACCAGUUUGCCUAUACAGCCAGUUGAUUGACUUCACUAGAAACCUUUAAAACACCUCUGGCUAUGUAUGUUUGACACAUGCCUGCUCUAGAACUGUCUAGAAUUGCGACCCCUAACUAGAUCUCCAUUUUCUGUGCUGUGAUGUUAACAAACAGCGGUACAGCAACAGUAUAUCAAGAAAACAUUUUCUCCAUUGUUUUGUUUUACCUUGUGCAUGAUAGAGGAGCGCUGCCAUGCUUGCAGAUGGAUUAUAAUUGGCUUUGAGUAAUUGUGCUUUUUUGGCUUUUUUGUACCUAAUCAGAAUUGAUGUGACUGAAGUUCAAGUCUUCAUAAUAACCAUGCAUUUACUGGCAGUGAUUGGAGGACCAACAUUUUGGCAAGCGAUGGUAAUUCUGUUCAUCUUGUAUAUCACAUGUAACUUACAUUGUUUAUUUUCCCCAACCCAUUUUGUUAAUACAUUUAGAACAGUAUCUCUUUCCUUUUUGUUGGAGAGACCUUCCCAUUUUGGCCAUACUGCACUGGUUCAUCCCACAAGAUAUUUAAAGCCAUCAUUCUUUUGUAUUAUGUGCUGCCAUUUAGGCAGAGGGAGCCCAACACAUAUUCAUUAAGGAGAAACUUGGUCUGUUGGUUGAACAAAGCAUUCACAUCUUGAUGGACAGUUCACAAAUCUGCUAAAUUUGGAAAGGGAGGACUAUUGCAACUGGAUGCAGAUCCUGAGCGUAAAUGCGAUGGCAGUGGUAAAUCUUUGGUAACUAUGUCCGACUAAAUAAUUUUUUAAGAUGAUUUGGCUGCCAUAGUUGCUUGAGCAUGCUAUAUGUAUGUCUACUAAAAUAUAAAAAUUUGGUCCAUAACAUAGUUGUGUGUGUCUUGUUUUGUAAGCUAUCUUAAAAUCAAAAGCUAAUUUGCUGCAAAUCAAAUUUCUGCUACAAUUUAAUUAUACAAUAAAUAAAUAAAUAAUAUGGAACUUGCAAAAUGUGAGUUAAUGUUAAUGUGAGUUACACUCAAAAGGAAGUGGUGUGUCAAGAAAAGCCUGGUUAAAAGUAAGCCUAGCUUUCUUUGAAGUAUAAAACACAUAAAAGUAUUUUGAAGUCUGCUCUGAAAAUUUAAUAUGGUGCUAUUUAUAUACACAGUGGGUUUUUUUAGAUUUUCUUGACAACUGCUGCUUAUUUUGGUGGUUUCUUAUACUGGGGAAAAAAACACAACUCCACUUGUAUAGAGGAAAAUGUAUCAUUAAAAUGUUUGCUUAUUAUUUCAAUUGCACAUGUACUCAAUCAUUCCACUUUUCUCUCUAGGGCCUUUCUGUGGCACUUCAGCAUUUGCCCAAUAGUUUCACAAGACAAUAGAGCAAUAUUCUGUUCACAGCUGAUGGAAGAGAGGCAGAAGGCGGGGGGGGGGGAGCUGAUACUAUACUGCUGUUACCUUCUAUGCCUUUUGUUAACCUUGCUACUUAGGUAUGCAGCUCAGCAAGGGAGAUGGAAAGUGCACAGCCUCCCAAAGAGUAAAUGAAUGCCUGCAUAAAUGUUUACAACAUGAUGGGAGAGAGAUAGUUAUGCUGUUCCUCACCACUUUUAAAAAAAAAAAAAUUAAAAGCACUUCUUUUUAAAGCUGCAGUGAUGGUGUGUGCAGCCAUUAUAGAAUUAAAAAAUGAUUUGUUUACAGAGUUGUUUGUUAAUAGGAAAAUUUGGUUGAUUGUCAUUAAUUGACUCAUAGAAUUGUAGAGUUUGAAGGGACCACGAGGGUCAUCUAGUCUAGCCCCCUGCAAUACAGGAAUCUUUCACCCAGUAUGUGGCUUGAACCCAUGGCCCUGAGAUUAAGUUUCAUGCUGUACCAACUGUGCUAUCCCAGGUCUUGGCUUAGUUUGGAUGAUUGUUCAAGUCAUCAUAAAACAUGGUUUAUGAAGCUGUGAAGCAGUAUUUACUUAAUUUAAUUAAUUGUUAAAUUUCUAUACUACCCUUCACCCAAAGAUCACAGGGCAGUUGACAAUAUAAAAACACAAAAAUACAUACCAAACAACCAACAAUAAUCCCCCACACCACAUUUUAAAAGGCCAUAGAUGGUUUAAUUAGCCAAAAGCCUGUAUUAGGGUUGAGUGUCCCACUCCUUCCCCUAAUCUCAUUGUGUGCCAGCAUUGGUGUGAAGUUGCUGUUACACUCAAACUGUGGGACUUUGAUUUAAUGCCAAAGGGCGUGGGAUGUCCUGCUCCCCACUGAUUUGUCAAAUGGCUUUUGCAGAACCAUCUGUGUGUGCGUAUGUUGCCAGUGUGACAAGACCACCCUCUAGUGUCUGCCACUGACAAGGAACUAAUGGCCACUGGGAUGUUGCACCCCCUGCCUGCCAGGAAGAAGACAUGGCAAGGGGAAGAUCAGCCUGGUUCCAUCCAUUAGCCAAGGAAACAGCUGUUCCAGGAAAUUUGUUCCCCACCUCUUACGCUUAAAGAGAACACUGCUACAACUGUCAGUUGUCCUGGGACUUGUGAGAGCAUCCAUCAGCUUACUAGGCUGUGUAUGUGUGAGCUUGGGUGGAUUUGCUUUAUUACCCCUUACUUGUAAACUGUCUUGAGAAUCAUUUGAUUGAAAGGUGAGGUAUAAUCUUCAAAUUAAAUAACAAGCCCCUUUUGUUUCUUUACAGUUCUCUUGGUUUUGUUAAGUUCAUAUCACUGUUUUUCAAGUACUGUUCUUAGUUCAAAUUUCAGGGGAAGAGUUUCAGAAUAAUACCGUAGAGUAAGUGCAACAUCCCUACCAGCUGUAGUUUGGUGGUGGUCAGGAUUUUGCAAAUUAAUUAUAUAAAACAGAUUGACGGUGGCUGUUCAGAAUUGACAAAAGGAAGUUCUUUUUCCACAUAAUGCUGUUUUGCCUAGGGGAUUGAAAAUGCCACAAGAUCCAGUGAUGGCCACAGGCAUAAGUGCCUUAAAAACAGAAUUUGAUAAAUUCAUGGAGGGUUGAUCAACAAUGACGGUUAUGCAUGAUAAUGGAACCAUCAUUUUUCAGGGACAGUAUACCUUUGUCGGAUGCUGGAGACAAACAACAAGGAAUGUCGUCACCCUAUUGUUUAGCUUUACAAGCAUCCCAAGAACAUCUCUCUGGCCACUGUCCAGGGUACAGAAAUUGACCAUGUUUUCACCCAGCACUGCAGCCCCGUGUGCUUAUUUUUCUAUUUGCUUUUCUUCAUUUCUAAGCUCUUAACAUGAAAAUUUGAAAUAUAUUGAAAUGUCCUUUCCUAAUUCUUUAGACAUAUCCUAUCUAGUCUGGCCUCUAUGUGACUUCCAAUUUCUUUAUUCAUAUUAUUUAAUGUAUAUCUCACCUUCCCUAUAGGAACUCAAGGGGAUGUGCAGGUUCGCCCCCUUUUUUCCUUCAGAACAACUUUGUAAGGUAGAGUAGGGUGAGAGUAGAGUGGGGAUUUGAACCCUGCUCCUGCCAGUGGCAGGUCAACAUUAACUACCACACCAUACUUCAUGGAUCCUGGUUUCUGACCACCUCAGAAUGGAAACCUAAAUACUGACUCCUAUGUCCAUUCAGUACUGUCUGCUCUCCCCAGGAAUAAGUUCUCAAAUACUGAUAUUUCUCCUGUGUGUCAUCAUGGAUACAGGUCUUCAGCUUUCUGAAAGGUAAUGUGUGAAAGAAUAUUGUACCCCCUGUUGUUCCUAGGUAGUUCCCAAAUACUAGAUUUGGAAAAGUGGAAUGUUUGAGUUUACUUGAAAUCUAGAAUUCUUUAAACUGUGUCCAUAUUUUUCUUCCUCUCCUGUUAAGAUUCCAGUGCUAAACAUCCCAGUGAAAAUACUUCCAGCUCUUUGUACUGUAGCAGGAACCAUAUUCUCCUGUACAAACUACUUUGGUGUGAUCUUCACAGGUGGUGUGGGCAAAAAUGGAUCAACUAUAGCAGUGAGUUUUUCUUUACGUUUUGGGUAACUCAGUCUCCCUUUUCCCCUGCCAGUCUUUAGAAUGCUAUAUGUCUUUGAGUGGAGUCGUUUUAUUGGUAUGGUCUUCUACUUUGCAUACUGGUGUAAGGAACACAGUUGGAAAGGAGUUUGGCCGUUGAGUCCUGUUGCCUAUCAAAACCUCUUUCUCUGUGCUCAGCACAGAAGCCAAGCAAGCUGCUGAUGGAAGAUAUUGGCAACUUUCCCCAUUGGCAACUUGCUGAGAAAGGGAGCCCCCUUUCUCAGUGGCUGGCAAAGAUCAUCAUGUAUGAAUGUGUGAAAAUUGAGAAGUGUGUGUGUAUGGAAUGUGGGCAGGAUGUUUGUGUCAUCAGCCCUGCUGACCACUGACAUGGAGACCCCAAGUUACCCUUGAGGGAAGGGAGCCCUCGAGUUAAAAAAUAUUCCCUAUCCCAGUCUAAAUGAAACAUGCAAAAGCUUCAGGGGCUUUGGAAAUGAGGAAAUUUCUUUUUUUAAAAAAAAAAUCUGACCCAGAAGACCUAUAAUUUUCUGACAUAAUUUUUAUUUUUGUUUGUCUGCUGGUUGUUUUAGGGUAGAUGUUGAGCAGAUUGAUUUAUUGCUCAGAUAAGCCUGACGUCCGGCACGCUUCCCACCGCGCAGCUCUUGCCGGCCAGGCCUCUGCAUUCCAAAGUCCACAUUCCGAAGCUCUGAGCAAAGCAGAGAUCAACAGCGGCAAGAGAAAGACUGCAAAAACUCCAGAGCAUUCUUCAGUGUGCUUAAAUAAAGUCCACUCAGGAUCUUAGCAGCUAAAAGCAGUUUUAUUUACAGCAGACUAUCCAUUAUCUAUCACAGCGAACAGCAUCGUGAAAACACGUCCUCUCUCCUCAAAAGCGAAAGUAGAGAGGAUGUGUUUUCACGGCCCUGGGCUCCUGCUGAGCUCUCACACAGUAGAUUCAUAGAUUUCACGUGGUAAAUGGUUCUUCAUUUUUCACCGAUGAUGAAAUAACCAUGUCUCUGAUCUACCACACUUAUUUUCAGAUUUUAGUACAAAUGUGGAUUUUCAAUAAAUGUGUUUGUGGGUUUUGCAUUUUAAACUAAGAUGGUUGACUUUUUAGUAUGUAGUGAUAGACAUUGUUUUUUGUUUUGUCAUCCAGAUGAAAAUAUCUGGGCCACUUGUGCUUUAAAAAUUCAUCUGCUCACAUCUGUUAGGCUAGAACUUGGUAUGAAUUGCAUUUCAUCCAGCUGUUUUGUGACUGAAAUUGCACUUAGGCCGGGCAUGCAGCACUAAGUUCACCAUGCCUGCUUUUCUGUUAGAGACUCCAACCACACAGCCAGGUGACAUCCUUCUCUACACUUCCUUACUGCCAGCUGAGUGGAUUAAAGAAGGUAGCGUUAGAAUGUUACAAAAGGACAGUCAGCCAGCCUCCAGUUGUUCUGGAGAUAGCAUGUUGAGAUACUCGUUUCUGUAAUAUGCCCUUGAUAAAUACAAAGCUCUUUCUCUGUGUAGGGAACAAGUGUCCUUUCACCAUUUCUCCACAUUGGAUCCGUCAUUGCGUUAGCUGCUAUGAUCUACAAGAAAUCUGCUGUGCAACUCUUUGAAAAGCAUCCUUGCCUCUACAUACUGACUUUUGGUUUUGUUUCUGCUAAAAUAACUAACAAACUGGUGGUAAGUUAGAGAAUUUAUUUUAUGAGGUGUCCCAUAAAUACAAACAAAGCACUUAACUCUUAUUAUUUGCUGGUCUCAUAUGGUAUACUUUGUUGUGAAAGGUUUACUUUCUUUCUCCAGCUGCAAACAACGAUUUUCCAAACUUCUUUCAAAUACUGCAUUUAUGAAAGUUGUAUAGUGGUAUAUGUAAUGAUACGCCUCAUUUGCUUCCAACAGAGUAUGCCCUGGGAAAUUGGUGAUAGCCCAAGCUAUAAAGAGAAAUCAGAAUUCAGUUGUUUACCCCUCCCCUCCAAUAUUAAAUUAUUCAGUAUAGAUGCUGAAAUAGAAUAUUUAUGAGUUUUAAUUUUCCCCAACAGGUUGCACAUAUGACCAAGAGUGAGAUGCAUCUGCAUGACACAGCAUUCAUAGGGCCAGCACUCUUGUUUCUGGACCAAUAUUUUAAUAGCUUUAUUGAUGAGUAUAUUGUACUUUGGAUUGCCCUGGUAAGUAUUUCCUUAUUUUUCUGGGCAUGAAAAAUAUCCUUGUGUGUUCUUUCACGUUAAUGUAAGCAACUUUAGUUUUGCAGCAGUCUAACGAAAAAGAGGGAAUGGUACAGAAAAAAUCUGGGCAGCAUAGAUAAGUUUCCAAGCAGUUGUUUUAUUCUUGCAUGCUGGCGUACAUUUGGGGGUUUUGUUUUGGAUUUGCUUUUUAAUCUUGUUUUAUAUUUAGUUUAUUGUACAUAACCUAGAGAAUUCAUUAUGAGGAGUCGAAUAUCAAUGAAUAGGGAAUAUAUACCUGCGGCUGGAGAUUGGGGAAGGCUGCUUUAGAGUUUAGAAAAAGCCUUUUGUUUCAGAAAGACAAGGAUAAUUCUACACUUAACUGAAGAGAGGAACCCAUUGCAUAGAGAAUGGAUACAAAAUUUGCAGAACAAAUUAUUUCUGAGCCUUUAUGUUUGGAUGUCACAUGUAACUUCUGUUCUUCUUCCAGAUCUUUUCCCUUUUUGAUUUGCUCCGAUACUGUGUCAGUGUUUGCAAUCAGAUCGCUUCCCACCUUCACAUCCAUGUCUUCAGGAUCAAGACCUUUUCCACAUAUUCUAAUCAUCAUUAGUUAACUUGGUCACUGACACAAUAAGAAAUAACUCACAACUGUUUUCUACAGGAGAGAUUACAAACAUACUGAGGAGACUAUGAAAACUGGAGCAGAUAGGAACAAAUCUAAUUUAUAAUAAUGUUGUAUAACUUCUACUCUUUGUUACUCCUUAGCUAGCCUCCUCCAACAAAAGGGGAAUCCCAAGCACUCUCCAGUCAAACAUGCAUAUUGCCUGCUCUGCUGGUUGUGUGCCCAGGAAAGCAUGCAGAGAGUAAAGCUUUGUCUUUGUAAUUACCUUGACUACACGGCAUAAACUCUUGGGGAAAUGGAUUCCCAAUAACAGAGUACUCUAAUACAGUGUGAUUACAAGCUGUAAGACAAUUUGCUUUCUAAUUUUAAGAAAUCAUCUAUUAGUAAAAAAACCUCACUUAGUACCCACUCAAAAAAUAAUAAAUAAGAGUUGAGCUUGUGAAACACAGUUCCCCCACUAGCUUUUGUGGCUGGAAUGUCUUUGACUUUUGAGUCUGGACUGUGAUCUCAUUAUUCACCUGUUACUGAUACCAGAGGUAGAUUUUUAAGAAUCCAAAACGACACUUAGGCACAGCACUGUCACUGGAAACCAGGCAUUUAAAGUGCCAUCUUUGCAAGCAAUCCACUGUGGCUGGGCAGUCUCUGUUCAUUUCAGUUGGGUGGUGUGUGUCUGCUGAAUUCAAGUUGCUCAGUUGCUGUGCUUGUUGAACUGCACCUUUUAUCUUUAAAAUUCUACCCCCGGUACCCUGUGAUGUGGGGGUGAGCGUCCGCAUGCGGUAGUGUGGUUAUCUCGGUUUAUUUUAUUUUUUAAAAAAUAAACAUUUAAAGAAUUUAUUUCUGUUUUCUUCAGUGGAAAGUCUAUACAAAAUUUACAGUUACUUUUUUUGUAUAAAAUUUAUGCAAAAAUUUAUUUCCGCUCUUUAAUAAAGAAGAAAAUUCUCAUAA
Molecule: messenger RNA, 26856 nt
Organism: Podarcis lilfordi (Lilford's wall lizard)
Lineage: Eukaryota; Metazoa; Chordata; Lepidosauria; Squamata; Lacertidae
Source: the annotation of a GenBank genome assembly